AUGCCGCCACGCGCAUUUGGGUGCGGCGGUCCGCCGCCACGGCACUGCUCGGGUGCUAUCGUCGACGAGCCACAGCGCGCUGCUCUCGAGACCUACUGCCCCGUCUUUGCCGUCGCGGCGCCAGCGCUUGUCGUCCAUGCUGUCCUCGGCGACCGCGUCGCAACUCGCCGCCGCCGCGCAUGGUUGGCUGUCCUUACCGCCGCCUCGAACGUCGGCCUCAACUGUUAUUUAUACGCGACCAGCGGCGUCCGUGCAUCGGUGUGGCCGAUCGUCGCCACGACAUAUGCCCACGCGCUCGGCCUCAGUGCGCUCUCGUGGUCGCUUGAGAGCCGACAGACUGCCGACAAAGAUACCAAGAACAGGCCAACGCAAGCCCUUGCGACGAUCGUGCCAUGGCUUUCGGCCGUCGUCUUGGCGGUGACCCCCGCACCUGCGCUUGGCACGUCGCUCUUGGUGUACGUGGGCCUUGGUCUUGAGUUUGGCGCGGGCGUCGCUCGCAACUACGGCUGCCAUCGCGUUGGCAUCACUACCAUUUCGAGUGGUCUCGUAGCGCUCGCGGUCGUCUAUGGUGUUCCGUGGGCGACGGCGGUCAGUUCGACGGCUGUCGACAAGGUGGUGGUGGUGGCGUUUGGACUGGCGUCGUUGGCCACCGUCGUCGGACCACCAGCAUCGCCAACGUCGACGGUGGGCGGUGCCGUUGUUUUCUUAUUGGCGCGGCCGUUCUAG
Messenger RNA from Saprolegnia parasitica CBS 223.65, 726 nucleotides. RefSeq lists its product as hypothetical. Bases 1 to 726 code for a protein of 241 amino acids. The record is from RefSeq and is a predicted model, not a curated record. The transcript has 2 exons. Lineage: Eukaryota; Oomycota; Saprolegniomycetes; Saprolegniales; Saprolegniaceae.